This is a messenger RNA of Chenopodium quinoa (quinoa), 1356 nucleotides long. Its product is annotated as F-box/LRR-repeat protein At3g26922-like. Gene Ontology annotation, molecular function: protein binding. Bases 1 to 1356 code for a protein of 451 amino acids. The record is from RefSeq and is a predicted model, not a curated record. NCBI's taxonomy places the organism in Eukaryota, Viridiplantae, Streptophyta, Magnoliopsida, Caryophyllales, Amaranthaceae. The transcript has a single exon.
AUGGCUAAGAUUAAGCGAUUAAAAACAGUGGAAGAUAUUGAUCGAUUGAGCUUACUCCCAGACGCCAUCCUUAUACAUAUUCUUUCUCUCCUACCUAUCAAAUCUGCCGUAUCCACCUCCGUCUUAUCGCGCCAAUGGCGUUACCUCUGGACUCACAUCACCAACAUCGUCUUCUCCAAAACUUGUCUUCCUUCUUCUAGUCAUGAUUUAUCUGCGGCUGUCAAUCGUAUCAUUCCGCAGCUCACCUCAAACAGAAUUGAUUGUUUUCAUCUCUUUUUCAAUAAGAAGUGGGAAGAGUUUUCCGAUAUUGAAUUUUGUAUUCGUGAUAUAUGCACCCGAAAUCCAAAACAAAUUGUUGUGGAAAAUCUCUAUUAUAAAGAAUUUAUUUUGGAAAGAAUGCCAGCUUGUAUUUUUCAAUGUCAAUCUCUGGUCGAUCUUACACUGAUUGAAUACAUUAGUAUUCAAGUUCCUAAUGAAGGAUUUGUUGCGACUCUUCCGAAAUUGAAGAAACUUCAUUUAUUUACGGAUUGUGGUGUGUUGGCAGCAAUUAUUAGGGGUUGUCCACUGCUGGAAGAUCUAAAUCUGUUUAUCUAUCGGAGGAAGCGCAAUCAUUUUUUGGAUUCAAUAGAUUUAUCGGCUCAUAAUCUCAAGAGAUUGGUUAUGAAAGAAAGGUAUCGAAUUAGAAAUUCAGUCCAACUAUCAAGAAAUCUUUUAAUCAAUGUGUCAAAACUAGAAGAAAUUACAUUAGACUUUGGUAUGGGGCUAGUUCAAUUUAUUGGGGAUUCAGGCUCUUUAAUAAAAGCAGAUAUUUGUUCAGGAUACAUGUACUUGGAGGAAAAUCACCUUAGUAAUGUAAAAAGGAUGGUGGAACUGAUUUCUGGGCUAAAAUCUCUUAGCCUAGAUAUAGUUAAUUUGAACGACAUUCGUAAAUUAAAAUACGACCUUGUUCCAAUCUUUGAUAAGUUGUACGAACUAAGGAUAGAAAUUGAAAGUGAUAUGGGUAGUAUUAAGUGGUGGAAUGAUUUAUUGGUUUUUCUAAGAUGGUGUCCCUGUUUAAAGGUCCUGCAUUUAGUGUUUACAACCUAUUAUGGAGUAUAUGAUGAAUAUUUAGAGGCGAUCAUGCGAAUUUUAGAUUGCGACAAAGAGAUAGAAUUGCUAUCGGUUUAUCUUAACCAAAGAGGUACCAUUAAGGUAGAAGUGACAUCGCAAGAGUAUGAUUUUUGUGAGAAAUUGUUCGGCCUUCAGAAUCCCUCAGCUUGUGAGAUCAAAUUCAAGGGUCAUUACGUGAACGUUUCUAAUAAGAGCUUCAUUCCUCGUCGUCGAAGUAUUCGCUUGGCUAAGCACAAAGUAGUGUAG